Molecule: messenger RNA, 1787 nt
Organism: Marchantia polymorpha subsp. ruderalis
Lineage: Eukaryota; Viridiplantae; Streptophyta; Marchantiopsida; Marchantiales; Marchantiaceae
Source: the annotation of a GenBank genome assembly
UUGGAAUCUAGGAGGCGUCGGAUGACGGGAUCGCGGCAUGAAUACAAAACUGUGCCCGAUCUGUCGAUCAGUAUUUAGCAGCGCACAAAGGGAUCGAUGUUAUUCAUUAUUCUGAGUCUCUGAGUAUCUUCGUUCUCCUUCCGAAGGUCUAAAGCUCUGCCGUCAUUCUGAGAUUGUCCCGUCCGAUUUUCUGAAUUGAUUCUCUUUCUGACUUCUGCAUUUUUAUUGACAAGUCGGGUAUCAUCUUUGGUUGCAUCGCCGAGGGUGCUGAUCUACAUUCUUGAUUACCGGAACGACUAGAUUUGGUUCGGUGUUCCAUGAGAGACUUGGAAUUCGUUAUAUCGGCUUGAGCUUCAGUCUGAGAAAUAUUUGUCUUCAGCUACUCUUCCAUCCAGUCUGUCUCCCGCACUGCAAAUCGAUCAGUUGUCAAGGGUGCUACCAUGGCGUUGGCGGAGACUAUAGUCGGUAUCAUCGGGAACAUCAUUUCAAUAUGCCUGUUUCUGGCGCCUGUGAAAACUUUCCGCAAAAUUAUCAAAGCGAAGUCAAUUAUGAACUUCAAAUCCACACCGUAUGUCUGCACCCUUCUCAGUGUUCUCCUGUGGAGUUUCUACGGUCUCGUGAAGCCGGCUGUACUCAUUGUCACCAUCAACGGAGCUGGAACGUUUCUUGAAAUAUGUUACUUGAUUUGUUUCUUAUACUACGCUGACCGCAAAGCGCGAAUUAAAACCUCGCAAUCGUUACUGUUGGUGCUGGCGAUUUUUGGUAUCGUUGUGGCAUCCUCAUUGACUGCUACAAAGGUUAAAGAUACGCGAGUGAUGGUCGCUGGCAUAGUGUCUUUGAUCUUCUCGAUAGUCAUGUAUGCAUCACCUUUGCGAGCUAUGAAAAUGGUUGUCCAGACCAAGAGUGUGACUUUCAUGCCUUUCACUUUAUCCGCAAUCCUCCUACUGAAUGGAACGGUUUGGUCCAUCUACGCCCUACUGGUGAAGGACAUCUAUGUUGGGAUUCCUAACGGAGUAGGAAUGGUUUUCGGGAUACUGCAAAUUCUUCUGUAUGUCUUGUACAUGAAGAAAUCAAGGAAAAUACAGCUAGAAAAGGAAGCAGAAAAAUCUCAUAUGCACAGCAACGGCCGCAAAUCAGAUGCUCCCAAUGGUGAUCACUCAAUUGACAUGGAGAAGCCCCCACUUUCUUCAAGUCCACAUGCAAUGGAACAAGAUAUGAAGGCUGCACAGGACACGAAAGGGUUGUCUGCUCUGCAGGGAGGAACUUCUCCUCGACCAGAUGCAGCACCAGAGUUUACCAAUGUACCUUUGGAGGACAAAGCAGUUCAGGAUUAUCGAGAUCCACAGAGCCCGACUCCUUUGCCCACUUCAAAUACUGAUCAAAUGAGACCACUCAGUGCUACGGAUUAGGCCUCGGUAGAUCCAUUCAGUUCAGAGAGCCUUUCAUCUUAGGUCAUACACCAACCUGCAAUUGACGAGCACGACGCACAAGCCCUCUGGAAUUAUAGUGAAGGAUGUGAUUAUGAAUGUAACAACCAUAUUCUUUCGCAAAGAGAGGCUUGAAGCAGAUGGCUGAAUGACGGUUAGUGAAUAUCCUUUUUCUUUUAUCCGACCUUAGGUUGAGGAUUGUUAGAAGAAAUGCAUCCCUCAUAGACGAUCCAUGAAUUUCAGGUUACGUAGGCUUCUACUUCAGAUUCAGACAUUACUGCAGGGCAGCUGUACAAAUUUUUGCUCAAUUUUCUAUAAAAAAAUGUAAUUCAAACAUUAUCAAAUAUAAUGUGUGGCACG